GACCUCAGGUGGUUCACCCACCUUGGCCUCCCAAAGUGCUGGGAUUACAGGUAUGAGCCACAGUGCCUGGCCUCAGUGAAGUCUUUGAAUGCUCACUAUGAACCUAGCAUUUUUAUUCACACUCCCUCCUCCCAAAGUUAACCACUUAACCAUUAACGAUGUCAUUUUAUGUCAGUUUCCCACCAAGACACCUUUAAAUAAGUAGUAGGCAGGGAUUUAUUUGACUUUUACCUCAGCCACAUAAAUUAUUUAAAAUGUCACUUAAAAAAUAAUGUUAAUUUUACCAGUUUUUAAGGGGAAAGAUGUACUUUUUCUUAAAUACCCCUGCAAGGAUAUAUAAGGUUAUGAAAUAUUUAAAAUUGAAAUAUGAACUUGAAAGAUUUGAAAUACGCAAGGAUAAAAUUGUGAAUUACUCAUCUGCAUAUCUUAUGUUUUUGAGUAAAACUGGAAUAAGGAUUAUGAACUUGUUUGGGUUAAAGUUAAUUUUCUCUGGCUCAUUAUCUUUUGAAUAAACAAAUAGGUGGUAGAUUCAAAUACAAGGAGUUUGCACCGUACAGAAUAAAACUAAAAGUACAGUAACAGUAAUACUUUAUUUAGUAACCCAAAGUAGAAACCAUGGAACCAUCAGUGAUUCUUUAAUUUCUCUUAAUCCUAAUAUUCAGGCACCAAGUGCUGUCAGUUUUAUCUUUUAAAUAAUCCUUCAUUCCUUUGAUCACUGCCAUAUUUCAGACGUACCCUCAUCAUUGUCCAUGUUAUUAUAGUGGUCUCUAAAACUGAUCACCUUGCUUACUUUUUUCUAUCUGUCUGCUGUGACUAAAGUUUUUACUCUAAAAUGCCAAUCUGAUCAUAUGAUUUGCCUGCAUCAAAAUAUUCAUUGAUUUCAUCACACAUAAAAGGAAAUCCACAUUGCCAAGUAUGCUCUGACUUUUAGUUCUCUUUCUAAAAGUGGAAGUGUAUUCCAUUUACAUUGGUGAUUCCUAAAUAAACCCCCCUCUGUGGAUACAUUGUUCCUUUUUCCUCUUCAUUUCCCUACUCAUUUGCUUUGUUAAUCACUCUUUUUCUACUGACAGUUAGGCUUUCCUGACUCUUUUGGCUCUUAUUAUCAUUUCUGCAGAGUUUUGUUAGUGCUUUCCUUCCUGCUAUAGUCUAAUAAUUUGUGUUGUUUGACUUGCUUUUCUGUAAGGUCCUUUAGGGUGGCAGUUUUGAUAACAUCAUGGUAUCACUACAUCAUUGUUAUCAAGAAAGCAUCUGAAAUAAUAGACACCAUUUAUUGAAUGUAUAUGUAUAUAUGACACUUGGUAAGAAUUUAGCACAUAUAAUCUGUAAUUUCACAAAAACCCAAUGAGGUAGGUGCUAUUAUGAGUAUUCCUAUUUUACAGAAUAGGAAACUAAGAGAUUCUAAUUUUAAUAACAUUUCUGUGGUCUUACUGUUAAGAAGUGGCUGGGUAGAAUUCUAAAGGCCUCUUUUCUGUACUGUUCUGAUAAGACCCACUGUGCUUUAAACCUUUUUUUUUUUUUUUUUUUAAAUGAAUGAAAAUUUCAUUAUGUUGCCCAGGCUGACCUCAAACGUAUAGCCUUGCCUACUCAAGCACCAGGACAACUGGCCUGAGCCACUGUGGCUCUGCCUAGACCCACUGUGUUACCAUUUCUCUGUAUUGCUUGCAUUCCAACAGGAUAAGCCUUAGUCAGCAAAAUGGAUAUGUAAUUGUGGGAAUUUAGAAAUCACUAAACUGAUUAAGGGAUACUUUUUUUUAAUAGAAAACAUCUUCACACCCCUGAAAUAAAAAUACAUUCUUAACUCCCCUACUUGCAAACACAGUUGAGUGUCUAUUUACCUUUUCUCCCACAAUUUGGAUAAUAAAAGAUAGUAAAGUUGCAUAUAUUUUAAACAGCUUUGUUGACAUAUAAUUUAUGUACAACAAAUUACACUUUAAAGUGUGUAAUUUGAUAAGUUUUGGCAUAUGUAUGCAACCUUGGAAUCAUCAUCACAAGAUAAUUAACAUGUCAAUCGCCCCCCCAGCCUUUCCUAUCCACCCUAUCUUAGGCAACCAGUGAUCUGCUAUGGUUCAUUGUAUAUUACUUUACAUAUUCUAGAGUUUCAUAUAAAUGGAAUCAUACAGUAUGUUGUCUUCUGAUCUAACUUCUUUCACUUAGCAUGAUUUUAAGAGUCAUCCAUGUCAUUAUAUAUAUCAGCAGUUCAUUCUGCAGAUGCAUAUUUUGAAUUUUAGUUAUUAUAGAAAGUAAGUAAUGUUUUUUUCUCUGUUGUGUCUUACUUUAGAUAUGUUUUACAUGGGAAUGGUUGCACAUUCUUUGACAAUAAAGUCCUUCCUGGGACUUGUUUCUGAUAUACUAUGUGUGCAUAUAACCCGUAUAUAGAGAUAAUUGAACAGCCCAGGCAGAGGGGAAUGCGUUUUAGAUACAAAUGUGAAGGGCGAUCAGCAGGCAGCAUUCCAGGGGAGCACAGCACAGACAACAACCGAACAUACCCUUCUAUCCAGCUAAUAAGGAAAACCCAUUCUCUCCUUACAGAGAUUAUGAACUAUUAUGGAAAAGGAAAAGUGAGAAUUACAUUAGUAACGAAGAAUGACCCAUAUAAACCUCAUCCUCAUGAUUUAGUUGGAAAAGACUGCAGAGACGGCUACUAUGAAGCAGAAUUUGGGCAAGAACGCAGACCUUUGUUUUUCCAAAAUUUGGGUAUUCGAUGUGUAAAGAAAAAAGAAGUAAAAGAAGCUAUUAUUUCAAGAAUAAAGGCAGGAAUCAAUCCAUUCAAUGUGCCUGAAAAACAGCUGAUUGAUAUUGAAGAUUGUGACCUCAAUGUGGUGAGACUGUGUUUUCAAGUUUUCCUUCCUGAUGAACAUGGUAAUUUGACAACUGCUCUUCCUCCUGUUGUCUCGAACCCAAUUUAUGACAACCGUGCUCCAAAUACUGCAGAAUUAAGGAUUUGUCGUGUAAACAAGAAUUGUGGAAGUGUCAGAGGAGGAGAUGAAAUAUUUCUACUUUGUGACAAAGUUCAGAAAGAUGACAUAGAAGUUCGUUUUGUGUUGAACGAUUGGGAAGCAAAAGGCAUCUUUUCACAAGCUGAUGUACACCGUCAAGUAGCCAUUGUUUUUAAAACUCCACCGUAUUGCAAAACUAUCAUAGAACCUGUAACAGUAAAAAUGCAGUUGCGGAGACCUUCUGACCAGGAAGUUAGUGAAUCUAUGGAUUUUAGAUAUCUGCCAGAUGAAAAGGAUACUUAUGGCAAUAAAUCAAAGAAACAAAAGACAACUCUGCUUUUUCAGAAACUGUGGCAGGAUCAUGGUAAUUUUCCUGAGAGACCAAGACCUGGUCCCCUUGGAUCAAUUGGAGAAGGAAGAUACAUCAAAAAAGAACCAAACUUGUUUUCUCAUGGUGCAGUUGCGACAGAAAUGCCCAGACCUACAGGGGUUUCAAAUCAAGCAGAAUCCUACUAUCCCUCACUUGGGCACAUCUCAAGUGGAUUGUCACGUCAUGCCUCAAUGCCACCUCCGCCUUCUUCAAGCUGGUCAUCAGUGGCCCACCCCACCUCACGCUUAGUCAAUACAAAUCCACUGAGCAGUUUUUCAACAGGGACACUUCCUUCUAAUUCACAAGGUAUCCCACCAUUCCUGGGAAUACCUGUUGAGAAUGAUUUAAAUGUUUCUAAUGCUUGCAUUUAUAACAAUGCUGACGACAUAGUCGGAAUGGAAGCAUCAUCCAUGCCACCAGCCGAUUUAUAUGGUAUUUCUGAUCCCAACAUGCUGUCAAAUUGUUCUGUGAAUAUGAUGACAACCAGCAAUGAUAGCAUGGGAGAAACUGAUAAUCCAAGACUUCUGAGCAUGAAUCUUGAAAACCCCUCAUGUAAUUCAGUGUUAGACCCAAGAGACUUGAGACAGCUCCACCAGAUGUCCUCUUCCAAUAUGUCAGCAAGCGCCAAUUCCAAUACUACUGUUUUUGUUUCACAGUCAGAUGCAUUUGAGGGAUCUGACUUCAAUUGUGCAGAUAACAGCAUGAUAAAUGAGUCGGGACCAUCAAACAGUACCAAUCCAGACAGUCAUAGUUUUGUUCAAGGUAGUCAGUAUUCAGGUAUUGGCAGUAUGCAAAAUGAGCAAUUGAGUGACUCCUUUCCAUAUGAAUUUUUUCAAGUAUAACUUGCAAGAUUUAAAUCCUUUUAAGUCUUGGUAUCACCUGUGUAGAUGCAGCAUUUUGUAUUUGUCUGACUGGGAAUAUAAUACUGUAUUUGAGAAUAUAAAAAAAAAUUUUUUUCAGGGAAGAAGCAUGCAGCUUGGGACGUAGUGAACACAAAAUUGGAAGCUGUCAUAAAAAGACAACUCAGAGACUGGGCAUAGGAACUUAUGCCUGUAAUACUAGCACUUUGGGAGGCCUAGGCGGGUGGAUCACUUGAGGCCAGGAGUUCAAGACCAGCCUGGCCAACAUGGCGAAACCCCGUCUCUACUAAAAAUGCAAAAAUUAGGUGGCCAUGGUGGUGCACACCUGCACUCCCAGCUACCUGGGAGGCUGAGGCACAAGAAUUGCUUGGACCCAGGAGGUGGAGGUUGCAGUGAGCUGAGAUCUCACUACUGUACUCCAGCCUGGGUGGCAGAGUGAGACUCCGUCUCAAAAAAAAAUGCUUUUUUAUAUUUCUUUUUAUAAUGUUUUAAUGUAUUCUUAAAUUUCAAGCAAAUUUAAGAUAAAACUUGUAAUGGCUAUGCCAUUGAAAAACUUAAUUUCUUAUAUUUGAGGCCCAUGGGCCAAGGUAACCCCUAAGGGGUUUUCUUAGGCUUCUUGGAGUUUCUUAGGUUUGUAUGUGUAUCAGAAUGUCUUUAAAGUGUUAAGUUGGGCAGAAGGCAGUUGAAGUGAGCUUUCAAGGUAUGGGAGGUUUUCUACAUUGUAUACUAUUUCAAUCUAUGCCUUUAAACUUACUUAUGGUUUUAGCUUUACACUCAUAUUUUUUAAGGGGAAAACGUUUCCUUGGACCAUUCUCCUUUCUUAAGUGUCCUCGCUCCCUGUGAUCUCAUAAAACUGCCUAUUUGACAUCUUUACCUAGAAAUCGAAUUAAAGCUCACACUCACCAUAUCCAAAACUGAAUUCUUGGUCUUCCCUCCCAAACUUGCUUCUCCUUCAGUCUUCCCCAACUUAGUAAAUGGCAAUGCCAUGCUUCUAGUUGCUCAGGCCAAAAAUCCUGGAGUCAUCCUUUAUUCUUCUUUUAGUUCCCAUAUCCAAUACAUUAGCAAAUCUAGUAGACCCUACCUUCACAACAGCUAAAGCUGACCACCUCUUUUGACCUCUGCUGUUAACACCCUUUUCCAAGCCACCAUCUCUUCCCUGGAUUAAAGGUAUCAUCUACAAAACUUCUCCUUAUAUCCUUGAAUUCCUACAGUCUGUUUAAAGUAGCCAGAGUGAUUAUUUUAAAAAUAAGUCAACUCAUUCCAUUCAUCUGCUCAAAACCAUCCAGAGGCUUCUCAUCUCAGAGCAGUCAAAGUCCUUAAAAGUAGCAGGCCUAGACUCCCUGUCCUACCUCAGGUUCUGCCAUUUCCCAUCCUCAUGCAGCUCCAGGCACCUUGACCUCAGUGCUCCCCUUCAAAGCAUCAAGUAUGCACCUGCCCUGGACUCUGGUACUUGGUAUUCCCUCUCCCUCGAAUGUUCUCUCUCAGAAAAAUUCAUAGUUCAUUCUUUUAUAUCCUUCAGGUGUCAAUCCACUGUUACCUGAGCAAGGUCUUCCUUGGCUAUAUGUACAUCAGCAUUCUCUGUCCCCCCUGCUUUAUGUAUGUCCAUAGCACUUACCAUGAUCUGACUUUACUAAGCAUUUAUUUGUUUAUUGUUUGUUUUCCUAUACCGGAAUAUAAGCUUUCUAAGGACAGCAGUUUUUGUGCUUUAUUGUUGAAUCUCCAAUUUGUAGAAAAAUGCCUGCCUUAUAUUAAACAGUAAAUAUUUAUUGAACAUUAAAAGUAUUACUAAUAGAACUUUGGUUUUUGAAAGAAAUAUUAACUGUAAUUAUAAGACGUAUAUGAUUUUUGCAGUUUUACUUAGUGUGACAUUGGGUUUAUGAGAAUCAUGUACAUUCAAGUCCAGGAAUAAUAAUGGUCAUCCAAAUUGUUUGAAAGCAAAAUAAUCCCAGUGGCAAAAUGAUGGUAGAAUUUGAGUAAUCUUUUUUUUCCUUUUAUGAAAAGAGAUCUUAUGCUUUUAGUUUCUGAGGCACUUUUCUGAACUCUACUUGUGCACUGAAUUCCUCUUCCUUUCUCUCCCAGCCUGUGUUUACUUUAUCCUCACAUCGUCAUUUAGUGCUUCCUUUCUUUGUAUAAACAUGGUAAAUGUCUUCAUUAGACUAAAAGGAAAGACCAAAAAAAACAAACAAACCUUUCCCACCACCUGCAUGACACUUGACUUUGCAUCCUGACUUCUGAAAUGCCUCCAACCUCCAUUUUCUCCCUUCCCAGUCAUUCCUUAGCCCAGUGAUCUCUAUCUUUAACUCCUACAAUUUUCUUAUGAUAUUCUGGGAAAGAUGAGCUGAGACUGCCCACCUUGUCAAAUCUCACGUCUUUUAUCAGUCCUCACACUGCUUGACCUAUUGAUAACCUCCUAGACUUCCCUCUUUGGACACUCCUCUGGGUGUUCUGUGGUAGACAGGAUUCCUCUCUGAGACUUAUUUCCCAAGAGUCUCGACCCCUCCCCUCAUUUGGUGCUAUUUUCCCCCCUGGAUGAUCUUAUCAGAGCCCACAGCUUCAGUUUUCACUCAUGCCACCUGAAUGCCCUGAUAAACUGACUCCCCGUCUUGCAUUCUUUACCUUCCUUAUAAUGGCAUUACCAUUUACCAUGCCAUUCAAGAUACUAGGAACCUCAAAGUGUUGUAUUCUUUUUCUGUCAUUCAUACUUAAUCAAGUCCUUUUGAGCUUGCUUCCUCUUGCUGCUUUCUUAGUAAAGGCCUUCAUUCUUUUUCCCUAGUAAUAAUCUUUUCCAUAUGUUCCAGUUAAAAUACCACGUUCACCCUAAGCCUUAUUACAUAGUUAGCAUUCCUUGAAAGAAAACAAUUCUCUCAGGCCUUCAUACCUGUAACAUGUUACCCACUCUGCCCCUGCUCUUCUGCAACUAGAAUACUCAUCCUUGAAGACUGGGCUUCUCUAUGAAGCUUGGUCCUGCCUCCCAGGUUGAGGCGAAGCUUUGUACAUGCCUGUAUUAUGGAUAUCCUCUCAUGUAAGUGUUUGUCUCAUUCGUAUUUAGGACUCCAGCACCGAGCAUAGUCCCCAGUAUACUAGUUGGUGCUGAAUAAAUGGUAGCUAUUAUUAGAGAAGGACGGAUAAAAUUAAUGAAUAAAUGGUAGCUAUUACUAGAGGAGGAAGGAUGAAAUUGACAUAGGAGUGAUUAUUACAAUAUACAUGGAAAUGAUUUUUAAAGGAAAAGGUAAUGAUUUUCUGGCAGGAAAAACAGCAAUGCCAAGAUUACUUAAGUCUUGUGAAAUACACCUCUGUUCCUUGACCUGCCACUCCCCUUUUUACCACACACACACACACACACACACACACACCCCACAGCCCUUUGAGAUUGAAAGCAGCUCUAUUGAGAAUCGUAGUGUCAACUGUAUUAUGUAGAAAUUUUAAAGUUUUUAGGAUUAUUUCAUAGCCCUGACCUUGCUACUUCUCUCCACUUUAUGUGGCAGGUUUAAUCUCAAAUCUCCCUCAUAUACUUCUCAGCCUCAGCACCUUACCCUUAUACAGACACUCCAGUAUUGUAGUAAUCAAUCUUAAUAUCACAUUUUUUGAAUUUCUAAUGUGCAAAGAAAGCACCAUGUUGAAAAUGAUACAGAGGUGAAUAAGACAAAAACUCUUGCUCUCAAAGAUGUCAGUCUUUUUCUUUGCAAGGAUAAUACAUAUAAAGUAAAAUGCAUAAAGUGGACUAAUUUUAAA
Sapajus apella (tufted capuchin) is the source of this 7898-nucleotide messenger RNA. It is a transcript of the gene REL, whose product is annotated as REL proto-oncogene, NF-kB subunit. Gene Ontology annotation, biological process: innate immune response; response to cytokine; non-canonical NF-kappaB signal transduction. The transcript is spliced from 11 exons. Gene Ontology annotation, molecular function: RNA polymerase II cis-regulatory region sequence-specific DNA binding; DNA-binding transcription factor activity, RNA polymerase II-specific. Bases 2352 to 4148 code for a protein of 598 amino acids. NCBI's taxonomy places the organism in Eukaryota, Metazoa, Chordata, Mammalia, Primates, Cebidae. Gene Ontology annotation, cellular component: cytoplasm. The record is from RefSeq and is a predicted model, not a curated record.